ACUAGGCAAGCAAACAAAUCAGAGAACAAAGUGGCAGCGGUCGCAUAACGCAAGGCCGCUAGCGAGUUUCACUCAAAGUUAAUCUAAGCCUACUUAUGGCCUACAAUGUUUGAAUGUAGCGCCUGCCAGCGAGAGGUGAAUGUCCUGAAAUGCCAACAACAGGCGCUGUUACAUGGCGUAAAYAGCAAAGUGCUCCCGAUUCAUGUGAAGCAUAAUGUUCGUGAUGCUCACGUUGAAAAAGGUCAUUCACCCGACCUUGGGGUGCRACACAGUUGGGCAACUCGUGGCAUCAAUAGCUUCAUCAUUAUGACGUAGUUAUGUGUUUGCCUAUACUCUACUCGUAUUGGCGUAGUUCCUGUUCGUGGCGAGUGCGCAUCGCUCUCAACUUGAAGGAAAUACCCUACGACAUCAAACCAAUCAGCCUAAUCAAGUCGGGCGGCGAACAGCAUUGCAAUGAGUAUCGUGAGGUCAAUCCGAUGGAGCAGGUGCCAGCGUUGCAAAUCGAUGGCCACACGCUGAUCGAGUCAGUCGCUAUUAUGCACUACUUGGAAGAGACACGUCCCCAACGUCCACUGCUGCCACAGGACGUGCACAAGCGCGCUAAAGUGCGUGAAAUUGUGGAAAUCAUCUGUUCGGGUAUACAACCACUGCAGAAUCUAAUUGUGCUCAUCCAUGUCGGCGAGGAGAAGAAGAAGGAAUGGGCACAGCAUUGGAUUACGCGCGGCUUCCGCGCUGUCGAAAAGGCGCUYUCCACCUCGGCUGGCAAAUACUGUGUGGGCGAUGAGAUUUCCAUGGCCGAUUGCUGUUUGGUGCCACAGGUCUUCAAUGCAAGAAGAUUCCAUGUCGAUCUACGUCCAUACCCGAUCAUCUUGCGUAUCGAUCGKGAAUUGGAGGCUAACCCCGCAUUCCGCGCCGCACAUCCCUCCAACCAACCAGACUGUCCACCGGAGUUGCCAAACAAAUAGAAUUUCCCGUCAACAACUGCGAAGCGCCGCAAAACCAAAAAAUGAUCGCAGACAACACAAUAACAAUAACAAGAAGAAAAGUAGCAGCAGCAGCAUCAAGCAUAACCGAAACACCUGGAAGACGCCGAAUCCAUGCAAUGGCGCACAAAUUGAAAACAAACGAGACAAAAUGUGGCACUUUCAAGCAGUUGAAACAAAUCUGACCAAACGAAGCAGCGCAAAGUUGCAAAUUUAAUAAAGAAAAAAAAAUAACAAAAACCACAAGACAAAAUUUUGAAAGACGAAUUGGCAAAACAUUGAGACACAUAUACGUAUGUAUAUCUAUAAAGAUAUUUAAAAAUACUUGAAACUUGCAAAAUUCUGCAAAACCGUUWAAUGGAGAUCAGUGGUAGGAUAAAGAGUCCACAAAGUGGCCCACGCUGAACCGCUCGACAACUAAACAAAAUAAGCAUAUAAUAAAUGUAUGAAGAAAUUGUGAAAUGCAAACUCAAAGAGGAUAGAAAAUGUGAGAGCUAAUCGAACAUUUGUAAUGUGAGAAAGCAUAAAAAUUUUAUUUAAAAAAUAUUUGGCAACAAUUGUGAAAACUAUCUAAAAGAUAUGAAUACGUAUUUUAUAGAUUACACUUAAACCCAUACACACACACAAACAUCUAUAUUAUAAGCAUUACGUAAAGAAGUAUGUAAAACUAUAAAAGGUUAAAGGAAAAAAAUUGAGAUUUCGAAAAUUAAAUGAAAAUAAAUUCGAACAUAAAAAAUUAAAAAUUAGAACUUGUGAAAUUAUGUACGAAAAGCAAAAUUAAAUUCAGGGAUUUUUAAGCAACUAGGAGGGAAUAAGUGAAAUUCGCAAAAAAUGAACAUACACACACAUCCACACACAAACAACACAAGCAGACACUUGAGCAAGCCACUGAACAAAACACCAAACAAUAACGGUGCAAACACAAAGAACUUGCAACAAAAUACAAAACACGCAAAUAAAAGAGUACAAAAUGCAGUAAAUUAAUUCRUUGAAACCAAAAAGUACAUAAAAGCAUAAGUGAACAAGCAAAAGAAAAACUAUUAGCUUCCUAAAGUGAACAUGAAAAUUAAGCAUUACAUUAAGCAACAACAAAAACGAAAUGUAUUUUAAUAGUUGGACAAGCAUUAGGAUUUUCACAAAAAAAUAACUAUUAAUAUUAAAAAAUACAAUUAAAGCGCCUAUUCACACGUACAUUCAUUAUUGAGAUUUCAAUCAAAACUUUUUUUAAUUUCGAUGUUUUUACUAAUCAAAACGGCUGGAUAAAUGAUUUGCUCAGUUAACUAAACUUAUUUUUGAACAAUACCAACAAUGAUUUUCAGCAUUCAAACUUUAUCGAAUGAAGAACUUUUAUAUAAAGUUUAACUCGUAGCGUCAAAUAUUAAUUUGCUAAAUUAUUGACUAAAAAUUCCCGUUUUGUCACACUUCGAUUGUGAAAUCAAUUCAGCAAGCCAAAGUGUGACAAAAUUACUUCAUUCUCCUAAUUUUCAAUAUCAAAUUUAACCGAUUUCUUUURUAAGAAGUUAUUCCCAAAGUGCGAUAUUGUCUUAAAUAUUCAAUAAAUUGAAAAAAUCUAUAAAUUAAACGAAAUUUGUUCACUCAUAUUUCAAGCAAACUAAUCCAAGCCUUCAACCAUUGAGUCAAUUAGAGGACUCCAACUUGUCAAAA
Messenger RNA from Bactrocera latifrons, 2648 nucleotides. RefSeq names its product probable maleylacetoacetate isomerase 2. Bases 318 to 965 code for a protein of 215 amino acids. Gene Ontology annotation, biological process: glutathione metabolic process; L-phenylalanine catabolic process. Gene Ontology annotation, molecular function: glutathione transferase activity; maleylacetoacetate isomerase activity. The transcript has 4 exons. The record is from RefSeq and is a predicted model, not a curated record. Lineage: Eukaryota; Metazoa; Arthropoda; Insecta; Diptera; Tephritidae. Gene Ontology annotation, cellular component: cytoplasm; mitochondrion.